AUGAAAGCCAUAAAAGCCGGGGCGGCCGCUCCGGACGCAGGGCCGGCGCUCGCCAUGGCCUCGGGCGCACGGUCCCCGACCUCGGAGGAGGCGCCGGACGGGCGUCGGGCCGCAGGGGCCGCGAGGCUCCGUCUCCCGCCGCCUCGGAGGAGGGGGGAGCCCGGGGGGCGGGCUGCGCAGACCCCGCGAGCUGCAGGCCCCGCCGCCGCCCCCAGGGCCCCGCUGCUGCUGAGCGACUCGGUGGGGCUCCUGGACGAGCAGCGGCUGGUCCUCCACCUGCACGUGGCCCUGGGCCGCGAGGAGCGCCUGUGGCGAGGCGGCCACCCCCACCCCCAGGUACCGGUCCCCGCGGGGGCCCCGGGAGCACCCGCACCCCCUCCGCACGCGCCGGGCCCUCCCGCACCCGCGCCCAGGGACCAGCCCCCAGCCAUCUCCCCUGCCCUCCCCCCCUUCCUCUCCUACCCUCCCCCCUACCUCCCCUACCAUCUCUACACCCCCCACCCCCCACCCACCCCUGAGCAGGAGGAGCUCAGCGGCGCUUUGCAGGAGGUCGUGCUGGAGCUCCGGAGGCUGAGCAACUACUUCUUCUUCUCCCACACCACUCUCAACCUGGCCCUCACCACCUGCUGCCGCCUGCUGGCCUCCGGACCGGUAAGAGAGGGCUUACUCCACAUUGUCACGAUCACCUGCUUGAGACUUGCUGCAAAGAUCAAUGAGGAGGAGGAGUUAAUUCCACGCGUGAGGGACUUCAUAGAGUACGGUGGCUCUGACUAUACCCCGAGUGAGUUGCUAAGGAUGGAGCUGGCUAUUUUGGACAAACUGCACUGGGAUCUCUGUAUUGGGACGCCACUGGACUUCCUGAACAUCGUAAGUACAAGGAGUUUGCAGAGUCUACCCUGGACUCGCGUGUGCCUUUGGAAACAGCUCACCACAAAGGACGGCCAAGCACACGCGUGCACACGUCCUUGCACAUGCACCACAAAGAGGUGGCCCCCAGGGCUCCUGACACAUGGAGCAGUGAAAAUGUACCUUACAUCCAACACGGUUCCAGCAGACUUCCACUUCUGA
This is a messenger RNA of Pipistrellus kuhlii (Kuhl's pipistrelle), 1068 nucleotides long. RefSeq names its product cyclin I family member 2 (gene CCNI2). The transcript is spliced from 4 exons. Gene Ontology annotation, cellular component: nucleus; cytoplasm; cyclin-dependent protein kinase holoenzyme complex. The record is from RefSeq and is a predicted model, not a curated record. NCBI's taxonomy places the organism in Eukaryota, Metazoa, Chordata, Mammalia, Chiroptera, Vespertilionidae. Gene Ontology annotation, molecular function: cyclin-dependent protein serine/threonine kinase regulator activity. The coding region runs from base 1 to 1068 and encodes 355 amino acids. Gene Ontology annotation, biological process: mitotic cell cycle phase transition; regulation of cyclin-dependent protein serine/threonine kinase activity.